Stylophora pistillata is the source of this 2892-nucleotide messenger RNA. RefSeq lists its product as uncharacterized. Gene Ontology annotation, cellular component: plasma membrane; signaling receptor complex. Gene Ontology annotation, molecular function: calcium ion binding; ATP binding; protein binding. The record is from RefSeq and is a predicted model, not a curated record. Lineage: Eukaryota; Metazoa; Cnidaria; Anthozoa; Scleractinia; Pocilloporidae. Gene Ontology annotation, biological process: cell surface receptor protein tyrosine kinase signaling pathway; multicellular organism development; protein phosphorylation.
AUGAUAGAUUCUUCCUCUCGUCGUGUUGCGUUUCUAUUUUAUUUGUUUCACAUAUUUUCCAAGAAACUCGUCAUUGCCCACGAAAAUACAGGAUCAUUCUACACCUCAGGAUGUAGCUAUACAUCAAACAUCUAUAACUUAGCUGUGCAAGAACAUGGUAAGAACUUCAACCUUCACCUCGUUGCGAUCAACUGCACCAAGAGAAACCUUAGUGACUUUCCAACAGAAUUGCCAAUUAACACUGGGAGACUGCUUCUCAGUUUCAACGCAAUUUCAAGAUUAAACCUUGUUGAAAUGGAAAAGAUUCGGCACUUGCGAGAAUUUUUCAUGGAAGGAAAUAAUAUGUCAUUUAUUAGACAAAGUAGCUUUCUCAAUAACAACAUGUUACAGACAUUGAAUCUGGGAGCUAACAAACUAACUGACCUCACCUCAGGAAUAUUUCAAGGGUUAAUAAACUUAAUGAAUCUGUAUCUUGACCGAAAUCGGAUCACUCGACUACCUAAUGGAACUUUCCAGAGUUUAAAUUCCCUGAUUAAUCUUGAUUUGAGUGCGAAUGAAAUUUCUGUAAUCAGUGAAGGAGCAUUCAGCGGACUUAAACAACUGAUUUAUCUUGACUUAUCUAAAAAUAAGUUGAGCACAGUCUUAACGAAUCAUUUCAGCAAGCUUACAUCACUACAUACAUUGAAUCUUGGUUUCAACAGGAUUUGCUCUCUUGAAGUAGAAGCAUUUUCUGAAUCUACAAACUUGAAGACCCUUUCCCUAAAACAUAAUCAUUUAACUUUUGUACCAAAAAAGGCCAUGACUCCCUUCAAAGCCUUAAAAAAACUCGACCUCAGUGAAAACCCAAUAGUCUUUAUUCCUUUAGAUGUAUUCGUUAAUUUACGCUCUUUGGAAUUCCUCAACGUAAGUUUUUGCGACGUUCGAGUGUUUCAUGGUAUUUAUCUGGAGAAAAUUAUGCCUCAGUUGAAGCUUUCUGUUCACAACAACCCACUAGAAUGCACUUGUGAUAUGCUGUGGAUGAAAGAAUGGAUAAACGAUGAUCUCAACGCAUUUUACCACUGGCCACAAGUCAAUUGCAAGUUUCCCAAGAGGUUAUGCGGAAGAACAUUGGCGAAUUUAAACAAGUCCGAGUUAAAUUGCACAUGUGACCGCUGCCAACAGUCAUUCAAGUGUUUUUCAGGUGAAAAAACUUGCAAUUGCGCAAGCGAGUGGGCGGGGCCAUCAUGUUGUGGCACAUGUCAAUUUCACAAUGACAGCAGCAGCACGUCAUACGAAAUGAUGUGUAGCUCUUCACAAGGGAAAUGCUUCUGCUCCAAUAUGUCUGAAGUCUGUGUAGAUAAUGCUCAACUUAUCUAUUCAAACCUGACAUCGCAGUGUGUUUGUAAACCUGGUUUCCAAGGAGACGGGCUUCUCAACUGUUCUGAUAUCAAUGAAUGCGCGCAAGCGCACAGUGUCUGCGACAACAGCGCUGACUGCUUUAACACAGAAGGCUCGUAUCGAUGCUUCUGUCCAAAUGGGUAUCAAGGAGACGGAGUUAUCUGUCAAUCAAUUAAACAUCAUAAUGAGAUUAUUUCUAUAGUCACAACCACGUUUUCCGUGCUUGUUUUCGUUGUCCUGAUCGGUGCACUGGGUUUUUGCAUCGUCCCCCAAAAAAUCCAAAGGAUUAGAAAUGCGAAACGAUCCACGGACAGGAAGAGAAAAAGAAAACAGUCUACUAGGCGGUAUGUGGACCUGUACAAAAUUCACGAGUUAGGAUUUACCAACAACGUUUGUACACAAGAAGAAUGUAUAAAAGAUGACGAAUGGGAGAUUCCCCGUGAGAAGUUACACAUCUUUGCAGCCAUUGGAGAGGGUGCGUUUGGUGUUGUAAUGGAAGGAUCGUUAGAUACAGUUGAAGGAGCAACAAAAGUAGCCGUAAAGACCUUAAAGCCAGGCGCUGAUCGUCAUGAUUACAAAGACUUGAUGGCAGAACUGUCAAUCAUGAAGCAGGCCGGAAGUCAUCCCAACAUCGUCAGCCUCUUAGGAGCAUGCUCUGUGGAAGGACCGCUGUACUUAGUGAUGGAGUUCGUUUCCGGCGGAAACCUAUUAUGCUUCCUCAGAAAAAGUAGGUGUCAGCAUCCCCAUUACAUAAACAUCUCCUCGUCUCUCAACGAACGAGAACUGCUGAAAAUUGCCAAAGACGUCGCUGAUGGUAUGACUCAUCUAAGCGAUCUGAACAUUGUGCAUCGAGAUUUGGCCGCAAGAAACAUAUUACUGACUGAAAACAAGAUAGCAAAAGUGACAGAUUUUGGACUUGCACGAGACUUGCAAUCAGAGGGUGUUUACACCAAAACCACGACCACUGGGAGACUUCCAGUGAAAUGGAUGGCACCCGAGUCAAUCCGAUUCCACGUCUAUACCUCCAAGUCCGAUGUAUGGUCUUAUGGGGUUUUGUUAUGGGAAAUAAUCUCAAUUGGCCAGUGUCCUUACCCAGGGAUUCCAGCACGACUGCUAAUGAGGAAGCUCAUGAUUGGCUAUCGCAUGCAGAAGCCUUCUCAGUGCUCCGAUGAAAUGUACGAGGUCAUGAGAGCCUGCUGGCAACUGGAUGCGAGUGCAAGACCUACUUUUGCCGAGUUAGCAAACAUCCUGCAUGAGUUUUUAGCGCGGACUGGACGUGCAUACAUUAACUUAGAAGGAGCAGAUUCGUGCUUGGAACAAAUUCCUACAAAUUCUUUUGAUUUGAGCGGCGAGUUUGAAGAGGAUGAAUUAGGAAGCAAUAAUUUCACCGAAGGCUCAGACGACCUUGAGUAUCCGCGGUCUCAAAACGAUUUGAGAGGACACUCAGAGAAUUCUUCACAUACGUCACUUGAAUUUCAGACUGAAACAAUCUAUUAUGUGACGACGAAAUUUUAG